AGCUUCCUGAUCAAACGAGACCUCAGAGAGGCACAAAGGAACAGAGCGUUGGUUAGCCAGAAUGGUGGAAGCGGUGAGGCCUUACCGGAGGAGAGGCGCCGCCAACGACACGGGGAUGCGCGGCGCUCCGGAGGAGGUGCAGAUGGGGGAGACAUUCAUCUUCUCUGAAACCAUCAAGGAUCUCAAGACGCUGCGGUCGCAGCUGUAUUCUGCAGCCGAGUAUUUCGAACUAGCCUACAUGCAGGAAGACGGAAAGCAGGCGGUAGUGAGUAACCUUAAGGAGUACGCUGUGAAGGCCCUCGUCAACACGGUAGAUCACCUAGGAUCCAUAUCCUUCAAAGUCUCCAGCCUUGUCGGUCAAAGGUUCGAUGAGGUGACCGAAGCCAAUCUUCGGGUCUCCUCCAUCCAGCAGAGAACUCAAACGAGCCAAGCAAGCAUGAACAGAGAAGGCCUGACGCAGCAAUCUUUGGUAAUCACCGCCCCAAAGUACCACAAGAGGUACAUCUUACCAGCAGGAAACAAUUCAAUUCCCAAUGCUGUGCCCAACUUCAGCGAGAUGAAUAAGGUCAAGAACAGGACUGCACAGAUGCAUCCGGCCUUCAGUGCCACAUCCGCAGCUCAAACAAAAAGUAAAGACAAGCAAGCUUCAUUCAGCAAGCUCCGGUCGAUUGCCCGUGCACCGUCCCAGCGUGCACGUUCAUCCUCUCCAGCACAGCAUACACGCUUCGUGCCACCUUCUGAUACUGCAAUACCCACAAAAAGAGAUAAAAGAUCAGAUUCACCAAUUUUCUCGACAACUCCACUCACAAGGUCCGGGUCACUCUCAAAGAAGCCAUCCUUGCUCAAGACAUCAAGUGUCAGGGUCCAGAUGCAGACAACUUCAGAUCCCAAGAGACUGGCACCGCUGCGGUCAUAUGCUGACAGAUACAGCGAUGAUCCCAAGGAAAGCGACCAGACCCCAAAGAAGAGCAAGAAGUUCCUCAAGUCGCUGCUCAGUAGGCGCAAGUCAAAGAAAGAAGAACCACUGCCCUGCUACUUCGAUGACUACUGACUCCUGACACCAGAUGGCACCAAAGUUUCUGAAAACUUCUGCUCUUCAGUCUUUCCAUGGCAAAGUGCGACCGGCCCUUGAUAUAAAGAUCUUCAUUGUAUAUAGCAACAUAAUUACAGGUCAUUAAUGUUAAUAAUACAUGCGCAAGACAGGGAGUUCCGGGAAGAUGUCCCCAUUCCCCUCAGCUGGUUCCCCACUUUUUGUUGUAUGGCAUGCAUCAUGAGUUAGCCUUUUUGUUCACUCCCCUGAUGAUCUCGGCAAUCAGCAGUACACAGAAACCUGGAAUAUGUAACGCUGAGCAGCAAUCAUGAAGUAGCGCUUCAACAAUCUGAUCCUAGUGUUCAAGUAUUUUGUCGUCACUUUGGUGUAUGUACCAUGGAGUAUAAUGCUGCCAACCGCAUGGCAGCUCUCCUCUGCAGUAAAUUACUUCACCUGAAA
Hordeum vulgare subsp. vulgare (domesticated barley) is the source of this 1489-nucleotide messenger RNA. RefSeq names its product putative protein ABIL2. NCBI's taxonomy places the organism in Eukaryota, Viridiplantae, Streptophyta, Magnoliopsida, Poales, Poaceae. The record is from RefSeq and is a predicted model, not a curated record. The transcript has 9 exons. The coding region runs from base 62 to 1051 and encodes 329 amino acids.